Messenger RNA from Punctularia strigosozonata HHB-11173 SS5, 1515 nucleotides. RefSeq names its product cytochrome P450. The transcript has 19 exons. Bases 1 to 1515 code for a protein of 504 amino acids. Lineage: Eukaryota; Fungi; Basidiomycota; Agaricomycetes; Corticiales; Punctulariaceae. Gene Ontology annotation, molecular function: oxidoreductase activity, acting on paired donors, with incorporation or reduction of molecular oxygen; monooxygenase activity; iron ion binding. The record is from RefSeq and is a predicted model, not a curated record.
AUGGUCUCCCUCGUCACCGCCGGCCUGACCGUUUGCCUCAUCUAUGUCUUGCACAAGCUCGUAGAGCUCAGGCGGCUCGCGAACAGCAUCGGACUGCCGCGGUUCCCGCUCGUCUCGCUGGGCAAGCAUCACAUCUGGGAGGGAAAAUGGAACGAUGCGGCGAGGUUUGGGUGGGAUGUUUACUCGUCGGUGGCGCUGCUUCCGCCCAAGGGCCAAAUAUCGCUCUACAUCGCAGACGCCGACGUCGUUCAGGAGGUUACCGGUAGUCGAGCACGAUUCCCCAAGCCGGUGUGGAUGUACAGCUCGUUAUCCUUCUUUGGCAGAAACAUCGUCGCGUCCGAGUUCGAGGAGUGGAAGAAAUACAGGAAGCUGUCGGCGCCCAGCUUUUCGGAGCGCAAUAACAAGCUCGUUUGGGACGAGACGGUCCGCAUUAUGCUCGAUUUGUUCGACAACGUAUGGCAGGACCGAAACGUCAUCGCCGUAGAUCACUGCGUGGACAUUACCCUCCCGAUUGCCUUGUUCGUCAUCGGCGUGGCAGGCUUUGGCCGGCGCGUGUCAUGGAAGGACGAUCAGGUCGUUCCUCCUGGACACCGGAUGACCUUCAAGGAUGCGCUGCACGUCGUGUCCAUGAACAUCUUCACGAGGCUGAUCGUACCCAACUGGGCGAUGGGCUUCACGAAGAAGACACGGGAAUUAGGGCAGGCCUUUGACGAACUGGAGCUCUACAUGGACGAUAUGAUACGGGAGCGCAGGUCCGGAGCGGUGAGAGAAGAGCGCCAUGACCUUUUCAGCAGCCUUAUGGACGCCGCGGAUGAUGUCAAUGGGGAGGGCGGCGCCGGAACUUUGUCUGACAUGGAUCUGAAAGGGAACAUAUUCAUAUUCAUGCUGGCCGGGCACGAGACCGCAGCGCAUACUCUAGCAUUCACCUUCGGGCUGUUGGCGCUGUACCCACAAGAGCAAGAGGUGCUGUACCAACAAAUCAUGUCCAUUAUUCCCGACGGCAGGACACCGACAUACGAAGAGAUGAAUUUGUUCACGCGUUCCAUGGCGGUCUUCUACGAAACGCUCCGCAUGUUCCCACCGGCUCCGAACAUGCCGAAAUACAGCGCGGAGGACACGACGUUAACCUUCAGCAACAGCGAGGGCGAAAGGCGGACCGUGCCCGUUCCCGCCGGGACAAACCUGCUCGUGAACGCGCCAGCGCUGCACUACAACCCUCGGUACUGGCACGAUCCGUACGCGUUCGACCCCUCUCGGUUCCUCAAGCCGGACUGGCCCCGCGAGGCGUUCGUGCCGUUCAGUCAAGGCGCGCGUGCCUGCCUCGGGCGGCGCUUUUUCGAGACAGAGGGAAUCGCGGUGCUGACCAUGCUAGUGUCGAGGUACAAGAUCGAGCUCGCGGACGAGCCCGAGUUCUCUAGCGAGACGUUUGAGCAGCGCAAGGCGCGCCUGCUGCGGACGCGAGCGGGGCUGACUAUGACCCCUAUUCGCCUUCCGUUGGUAUUCAAGAGGCGAUGA